AUGUCCGUUGCAGAUAUUCCUGGAAUGGGUUGCUAUUUCUUCAGCUAUGAAUGGAUUCUUAGCAAAAUCACCUCACAUCCCCUGGAAAUUUUACCGUAAACGCCUUUUGAAGCCGGUCGAACCGUUCCCUGGUCUCUAUCUGGCCAGAAAGAACCAAAGCUGCCCUGCAAUGUAGGACUUAAAGAUACUCCCGAUGUAUGGGUCGGGUAAAUCACCCAUAGCCUGAAACCGUGCACGUUGUUAUAGAUGAACAAAACAUCAUCGUUGCCCGCCGUUGUCGUAGUAUUAGGGAGCUUAAGCCCGUGCACGUUGUUAUAGAUGAACAAAACAUCAUCGUUGCCCGCCGUUGUCAUAGUAUUAGCGAGCUUAAGCACAGGCGUUUCUGAGCGGUACAUGUCAAACUGAAGUGAAGCCUUGUCUCUUUUAAUAUACCUUGACUCUGCCAUGUUUGCAAUGCAACGUGUUUUUACUCUAAUAAAGACGCUUUGCCGGAAAAAAAUGGGCGAAACCACUGCCGAAGAAUUCAAAAUGUCCACUCAGUAUGGUUGAUGUGCGUCGCUCAAAAACCUCCCCGCUUAAGCUCCCUGUUCAUAUGAAGUCCCCACUGAGAUUCUCGCGAAAUGAACUCAAAUCAGUUUUUAUGGCGAAACAAUAAGUAAAUCUUGAUUAUUUUUCUUCCCUGACUUGCACCCAUGCCGAAAAACGAUGGAAUGCAUCUUUGCAUAUCAUCGAGAUGUGAAGUUGUUACUUCUGAGCAUGAUUCCUAUUAGUUUGUGUCUCUUUUGUUCCUUCUAGCCGUGAAAAUUUAAACCCGCUUAGGUAUAUCCUUGCCGGAGGUAUGUUGUGUUUGUUCACUUAUGUAAAGAUAAUCCAUGAAAAAGAGAAGGAGAAUCAGUCGCAACCCUAAGAAUGGGAAUGGUCCUAAGUAUCAAAACAGUUUGCAAACGCUUGCUUUGAAGUUGUUAAAGGAUUGUUAAUAAUUGGCAGCGCUUUAUCAAAACAAAAAUACAGAUUUUAUUUUGACACCUAGGAACUGUAUUUGGUAAACACCACCAAUUGCCCAGAGAAAGGGAAUAACUUUUUCCCCCUAACGGUCAGAUAUAAAUGCGAUUUUGAUACUUCUUAUGCUCAUAAUUUAAUUAUAUCUAUACUACUGAUUAACUUUAGCUUUAUAGGAUUUAUUUCCUCUUUUUGGGUAUUGCAGUAUGCUAGAACUGAACUCAAAAACCUUGCUCCUUGGACUCCGAACCCAACAAGUUUGAACACUGCCUGUUAGGUAGACUUGCCUUCAAAUUUAGCUCAAAUUUUUUUCACGAGCGCGAAGGGCGAGUGGUAGAUUUUUUAUCUUUUCUGAAGGAAAAGUGAGCAAGAGAGUAGACUUGCCUACAAGUCAAGCUCAUAUUUUUUCACAGGCGCGAGGCGCGAGCGGUAGAUUUUCUAUCCAACUACCGGAACCGGAAAUGAGAAGCGAAGGAGUUUAAGAAAGUCUAGCGAGAGAGCGGGAGCUCAACUUGUUUCCCCUGAAUAAAAAUCGCAUCAAGUGACGUCAUUUUGGCGCGAACUAUUUACGUCCCUGACGCGUGUGUCAAAGUUUGUCAAAACAAGUCGGUAAUGUUUUUCCUACUCAUGGCUGCCAGGUAAAACUGGCCUUGGUAAAUACUCAAAUGGAGCAAAAAAAAGCCCACUAAAUCUUUUGUGUGCGUUGCAGUUCCCGAUAAUGUUUGCCGACAAAAUGCACAGCUCAAUUGCAUUUAUAAAUAAAUAGUUCAAGUCACGUUUCAUCUGGCGUGAUCUUGUUUGAUUGACGGCCCAAUAGUAAAACCGUUCUUGAUUGGGUAAAACUCACAGGAGGAAAAUUCCUUCUGUAAAUUUGGCGCGCUGCAGUGGAUAAAAGUCCUUGGCGCUGGGGCCAACUUCCGAAACAGGAAAUGAGAAGCGAAGGACCUGUUAGGCUGAUAUUUUAAACAGCGUUGGUUUCUUAUGGCAUAGCGAAAAUAGUUGUGUUGCCUUUUUUCCACCUCGGGUUAAUUUCAUUGAUGUGUUUGUGUGUGUUUUUACCUUAUAAGGUACGACAGGCAUGAUCUGCUGGUUCUCCAUUCUUCCCGCCGAUGUGUUGAAAUCACGUGUACAAAUAGGUAACUCAUUGAAACGCACAUACGUAUUCGCGUGCGUUCACGUGUCGAACGUUUCGCCCGAAGUUUUGUUAGCAUGGCACGUCCGCAAGUGUUUUUGUUUGAGCGUUCUUCCUCCGUUCACCUGCUAGUUCUUGCAUAUGUGCCUACGUUGUUCUGUGCUCAUUUGGAGGACAGGCAGGACUCAGUGAGUCAACCGGGCUCUGUAAUUUUCUAGGGAAGCUUUUUCUUUGCUCUUCCGUUGACGGAAAGAAGUUUCAACAACAUUACGGCAUAUCGUGCGUUUAUCUUCAAAUUGAAUUGUGGAUAUUGAAUAAGUAAUGGAAGACCUUACGACAUAUCGUUAAAAUUUCGUCCUGGUUAUAACGGGGUCGUAAUUACGAACGGACCCUGGCUACAAUUGUAGGUAUGUUCAGUGAAACGUUUUAGAAUUCCUUUUUUGUAACCAGCCUCGUUAUGCUCUUUCCUCAAGACUUAUCUUCUUUCGUUGUUCUUUGCCCUUUGUUAAACUUAACAGUUUUUCUGCCUUUGCAAGUCUAGUCUUUUAUCUUAAAGUGAAACAAUUGUCCCUUGCACAAACUCUUUAGAGACUCCCUGUUUGCAGAGAAUGUUAUAGACUUAUAUUUAUUCUUCCUCCGUAGUUGAUUUUCUUCCUCGACCAUUCUUUUUUAGCUCCCGAAGGAAAGUAUCCUAGAGGCGUAAGAGAUGCAUUUAUAGCACUAGUAAGUUCGCUGUGUACAGGCCGUGGCUGAUUUGUUGAUCACUUGAGAACAUUUAGUACAUUUUGACGUCACUCUUAUAAACUAUGGUAGUGUAGUCAAUAUAGAAAAUUGUGGUCAAUUUGUUGCUUGUUUGUUUGUUUGUCUGAAACCACAACGACGACAACGUGAAAAAAGAAAAAAAUUGGUUUUAAGAGCAAAACAACAGCUCCGCACGUGCAACAUCCUUUGAUUCACACUUCUCAAACUCAUUAAUAAUACAUUAAGAAAAUACAAAGGAAAAAAAAUGUUAAAUGAGUGUUUGGAAAUCAGAUGAAAAACUGCUCAUUUUUGCAUCCUUAAUUUCUCUUUCUAAAAUCAUUUUGUUUGAAAAGUAAUAUCAAGCAUUCGACACUGUUUCACCACCAAGUGUUUCAAAAGAGUAACAAAAUUCUGGACGCGAAGCUACGAAUCAACCGCCGCGCCGGCAAGGAAAACGUUCAACAUAAACCAGUUAUCGUACCUUCAGACCUCGCAAAGAUAAGGGCCAGCCCUUUCCUCAGUGUCACAAAUCCAGCCGGAUUGCUAAGGAGAACUUGGUUUUACGUUUCUCUGUACUGGUGCAGGAGUGGAAGGGAGGGACAGCGAGAUCUUCGCCGCGACAGUUUCAAGUUCACCAAAGAUGGAAACGGCCGCGAGCACGCAGUUAUACCCCGCGAAGAAGCUACAAAAAACCAUCCUGGUGGUGAAACCAGCAAGUCCUCAGCUGAACGAGAAACAAGGCUUUACAGCACUGGAUGAUGCGUUUGCCUGUCUCAAAUUGUACGUGUCCAAGUUGAAUCCCUCCUGCCCAGCGUUCUUUCAAAAACCAAAAGCCAGAUUCACCACAGAAGACAUCGUGAACAAGCUGGGAGAUAUGAUGAAGAUCAUAUCCAAAGGAGCGAAUCUCUCUCAUGUUUACACCAAUCAUUCCGUGCGGGCUUCAGCAAUAACCGUGCUUUCAGAUGCGAAUGUACACGACCGCCAUAUAAUGUUCGUCUCCGGGCAUAGCAGCGAGGAAAGCAUCUCACACUACAGCGCCAGGCCAUCGGCACCUCAGCUGGAAAGUGUAUCCGACACAAUCUCCAAUACUCUUCAGUACAACCAAACUCAAAAGUACACAAAUUUCUACCGUUUCCAGCACUCCAUGAGCUACACCAUUAAUUGAAAACUUGAAUCGCAUUGCUUCCAGUGUGUCAAUGUCGUCCGCAUCAGCAAGCUUCCCGAGCGGUUUUUUCAACAACUGCAAUAUUCAAGGCGGUGUGCAAGUGUUCUUCGGACUUCAGAGCCGCUCUGAUGAGCAAAACUGACUAGAUUUUAGCAGUAUUUUGCAACACAUUUCAAGAUUUCCGAAUCGAAUUUGAGCUUUCGCUGUGAUGUGAAAUCAAUCACUAGAAAAAUCAGAAAAAAUUUCCACCCCUCAGUUGAGAAUAGAAUUCAUGAACCUUCGAGUCCUAGAUCAGAUUCUCUAACCACUGAGCCAAAACCUCUAUAUUAAACAUUAGCAUUUGACUUGUAAGACUGAUCCUAAAUGGGAUUUCUGUGGACCAACGGUGAUUUAAAACUCGCCAGCGAUUCACUAAGACAAGACUAAACAAGGGAUUGUUUAAAAAAUGCAUCUUUCCUCGUGUUUUAAAGUAAAACUAUUCUCUGCUUCUUGGUAAUCCUGGUGAUUUCUAUUUUUAGGGUGUUUUCUUUGGUUAUGAAGUGGCCUUGAAGUUAUUUAACUGGACUGCACCAGAAUAA
Messenger RNA from Porites lobata, 4615 nucleotides. The record is from the annotation of a GenBank genome assembly. NCBI's taxonomy places the organism in Eukaryota, Metazoa, Cnidaria, Anthozoa, Scleractinia, Poritidae.